AUGAUACUGGGUAACAAUUUCUGGUGGCCUGGAAAUAGUGAAAGGGACUUUAGAAUCUUGAUAAUUUCUGCUAGAUUUUGUUCCUGGAAUUUGGGAAGAAUGGAUAAUGAGUUCCAUUUAAGUGAAUUCAAGAGCAUCAAAAAGCUUGGAUCGGGCCGCUUUGGUAAGGUGCUAUUGGUUGCCACAUCCAGGGACCACCAUAUUUCGGAUUUAGCCAGUGUCAAUGGAGAAUUUUACUAUGCAAUAAAGAUAGUAGGCAACACGAAACUGGACAAGCCGAUUCUCAAUCUGUCCAAUGUGUCCAAUAUCAACCGAGUAAAGAACGAGGUUCGCAUUAUCAAGUUACUGCGCAGUUUUCAACAUCCCAACAUUCUUCAAUCGUACAGCGUAAUCAGCCACUCAUCCAACAAUCGAAUAUAUUUUGUCAGCGAGUACUGUUCCAUCGGAGAGCUGAAUCGCACUAAUUUUGCAACCUAUCCGGCAGCAAAGGACAAGAUGGAGAACGUACAGACCAAGCUUCGAGACGUGGUCAAUGGUCUGGAGUUUCUCCAUUUGCAAAAUAUUAUACAUAGAGACAUUAAACCAUCCAACUUACUGGUUGAUCACCAUGGCAGGGUCAAGAUUUCAGACUUCGGAACAUGCUAUAAACUCACAGGAAAUGUACUAGAAGACAACUUCGAGGUGUUUAAGAAGAUCGUGGGGACGCCGCUGUUCAUAGCGCCGGAGAUCUGCGAAAAUGAAAAUACAAAGGAGCAGACUACAGGCAAGUCUGGGUUCUCGCUAUUCAAAUUCAAAAAAGAGAAAGAGUCCGAUCCGGGAUACAAGAUUGAUGUCUGGUCCCUUGGAAUCACUCUGUUCUAUCUCUUCUUCGAGACUUUCCCUUUCUACAAUGAGAACGAGUUCAAAUUAUUCCAUGAUGUGGUAGAAAAAGACAUUGUGUUCCCGCCGUUCGCGGAAUGCUACACGCUCAAAAGACUGAUCGAUGCUAACUACGGCUACGACUACAACUCAAAACUCGUCUCAUACUUUAAGUCUCUCGUUGAACUGCUGCGCAAAAUGCUGGAAAAGAAGCCCGAAAAUCGGGUCACAUUAAAAACCGUCAAAACGCACAAGUUGUUGAAAUAUUUUGUUGAUUCGAAAACCCAUCAAGCAUACCUCAGACUCAAUGAUAAUGUGCUCAAGAGAUCUGGCAGCUCGGGCCACCUGUUGCGCAAUUCUCGCUCCGGAGACCUCCUCAGCGAUUUCGACGAGGUGGCAGACACGUCGCGUUUCAAAGGAUUUUCCAAGUUGUUGAAUCUUUCCGGCUCUGGGACGCCAGAAUCAGAUUUUUCAGAGGCCUCGGUCAUCAACAACUCUGUUGUCUCGCUGCCUAUCAACACCAAACACCGCCAUCUUCAAAAUGCCAACGAACACCAAAUCAAUAAGCCUGCUGCGCCUUUCGUUGCUCCACAAGCUGCCAAAAAUAGAAAUUCUGUCAACACAAUCAACUCUUUACCCACCAAGCUCACCGAGGUGGUCACGCCCGACCUCCAGAGCCCGCUUCUCGCGCAACCAACUUUUGCUCCGCCAAAAAUAUACUCGACAAGCUCUGCGGCCUCAACAGGCUCCAGCACAACAUCCUUGAGUAAGCUGAAGGUCAGCAACAGAGUCAACUUCAAAGACGUGCUCGGCGAAAACUACAACUCGCGCAAAAUGUACACGAUGGACCAAUAUCUAAGUAAGGAUUAA
Ogataea parapolymorpha DL-1 is the source of this 1728-nucleotide messenger RNA. Its product is annotated as calcium/calmodulin-dependent protein kinase kinase. Gene Ontology annotation, molecular function: protein serine/threonine kinase activity; ATP binding. The record is from RefSeq and is a predicted model, not a curated record. The transcript has a single exon. Lineage: Eukaryota; Fungi; Ascomycota; Pichiomycetes; Pichiales; Pichiaceae. The coding region runs from base 1 to 1728 and encodes 575 amino acids. Gene Ontology annotation, biological process: protein phosphorylation. Gene Ontology annotation, cellular component: cytoplasm.